AUGGAUCAAAUAAUCAACCCCAGUACUAGCAACGUCAACAAACUGCAAGGGUCGUUAGGAUAUGACUACACAGUGGGCCCGCAGCCCACGCUUCCCACAGACGAAAAACCCCUCCAGUCAAGGCUCUACAAUGAGUCCCUACUUGAUAAAAAUAAGCAAGUAUCACUUUCUGCAUUCACAUUUUUGUUCCAAGAAAUGGUAGCACAACAGAGGGACUCCUCCAAGACCGUUGUGGAGAUUGAGGGCAAAUUGAACGCUUUGGGAUACACGAUCGGCAUCAGAUUGAUAGAAUUACUCAACUUCCGUGAAUCGGUGCCAGCCAAAGUAAGUCAAUCUGACUCUCAGGAUUCUGUAGCAUCUUCUAUACCCAACAUGAAGAAACGCCCACUCAAGAUAUUGGACAUUCUACAGUACAUCCAUUCAAAUCUGUGGAAAUAUCUAUUUGAUAAGCCUAGCGACGAUCUCGUCAAGAGCUCCGAGCGGGAUAACGAGUAUAUGAUUGUAGACAACGAGCCACAGUGGACACAGUUCAUCUACGGUACCUCUAUCCAGUGUGAAUCGUUUACUGGAGGGAUUAUAGAAGGUGUCUUGGACCAUGCAGGGUUUCCGUGCCGCGUGACGGUCCAUACGGACCCUGAAGGCGUAUUUGAUCAACGAACUGUUUACUUGAUCCAGUUCAGAAAACAGGUUGUGGAAAGAGAGUAUUUAAGAUUUUAG
Molecule: messenger RNA, 717 nt
Organism: Eremothecium cymbalariae DBVPG#7215
Lineage: Eukaryota; Fungi; Ascomycota; Saccharomycetes; Saccharomycetales; Saccharomycetaceae
Gene: TRS31
Product: TRAPP subunit TRS31
Exons: 1
Coding region: 1-717 (238 amino acids)
Biological process (GO): endoplasmic reticulum to Golgi vesicle-mediated transport
Cellular component (GO): TRAPPIII protein complex; TRAPPI protein complex; TRAPPII protein complex
Source: RefSeq, a predicted model, not a curated record